UAUCUGAUACUCAGUCCAUGGUCAUAUUUAGAUUAGGAUGAUGAGGAUUAUAGGUUGUUAUUAUUAGACCAAUUAUUAUUGUCCAGCUUGGUGUCCAACGACGCCACGCACGCGCCGCACGUUACGUAAUCUUCGAUGCUGUUGGUGCGCCUUUAAGUUUUUUUUAUGUCACACAAACAAGUCAGCCAUUUUUCUAAAGGAAUGUUUUUGACAAAACCUACGCAAGGCUUUCGCGUAGUUGUUCAAAUCACAUGAGGCCAAUGUUCAACCAGUCGAAAUCCCAAUAACUCCCAAGUUCAAGUUGUGAGGAUGAAUGAGGACGCAUUUGAAGUUCCAGAAGGAAACGAGUACCGUUAUCUGGUACAGGAAGAAGGGGAAGAGGAGAUCCAGUACUGCAGAAGAAGAAACUACGUCAAUCCUUUACUUGUGCUCUCCCGAAAGUGCAUAGUCCUAAUUUCACUCGGUGUGGCCUCUCUGCUUUUUCUGGCUGGCUACCUUGCCUAUGUGGCCCAAACCCUACCCCAUGGUCUGGUGGAUGUGGAAACCGCGUGUGGGUGGCUGCGGGGGCAAUGGAAGCAUGAUGCUUACUCUUUCAAAGGCAUUCCAUAUGCAGUGCCACCCCUGGGCAAAAGGCGUUGGCAACCCCCAGCCGACCUUCAAAAGGAGGGCAAAUGCUGGAGCGGGGUCCGAGAUGCCACACACUUCCGCAGCAUGUGUGCACAGGUGAGGCCUCUCACCAAGGAUGGGAAGGUGAUGGGGCAGGAGGAUUGCCUGCACUUGAGUGUGUGGACGCCCAGUCUGAAUCCACCUGCUCCGCUACCUGUCAUGGUGUGGAUUCAUGGUGGUUACCUACACAUGCUCAGUGGGCAGGAGCAAGGCUACUCCCCUACAGAGAAACUGGCUGCUCAAACACAAGCAGUGUAUGUGAGUUUCAACUACAGGCUCAAUGCGUUUGGAUUCAUGGCCCUGGAGAUGCUCAGAGAAGGGUCGCCCCACAACACCUCAGGGAAUUAUGGCUUCAUGGACCAAAUUGCAGCCCUGAACUGGGUUCAGAAAAACAUUGGCGUCUUUGGAGGAGACCCGGGGAAAGUUACCAUAUUUGGUCAAAGCUCAGGUGGAACCUCAGUUUGGGCUCUGAUGGUGUCGCCACUGGCCAAGGGUCUUUUCCAUCGUGCCAUUGACAUGAGUGGCUCCUAUAUCUUUGAUGCCUCGCUAGAGUCAGCAGAGAAGGACAACCUGGAGUUCUUGAGGAGGACAGAAUGCAAAGAUGCAGUCUGUCUGAGAGGAUUGACCAUAGGUCAGGUUCUCAAGGCUAUCCCAUGGCAGGACUACCCCUCCUGGGCAGCGGAUGACCUGGUCGAUCUUCCAGUCAAGGGGAAGUCUGUCGGCCCUGUGGCAGUUGUGGAUGGUCAAGUCAUAACUGGCCCACCCUUCAAGGUCUGGGAGAGUGGCGAAGGCUUCAAUGAUAUUCCUUUCCUUGUGGGCACCACAGAACAGGAGAUAGAUUUCAGCCCACCUUAUGAUAACAUCAGUACGUGGAAAUGGGAAGAUUACAGUUGGCAUGUCACAAAUAAACUGACCCCAUUUGGUGAAAAUCUGACUGCUGAGGCCCUCCGCCUCUACCCCAGCAAGGCGCCCUGCCCCACCUCCACUCGCUGCCCUGAGAGGCUCUACACCACCAUGGUAUCAGACAUGAGGGUCACUUGCCCCAAUAAUGACCUUGCCAAGAGAGCAGCAGAUGCACUGAAGAGCCCUGUGUAUCGCUACCUGGUGAAUUACACUCCAUCUCGGCAAGCCAACAUUUCGGAUUUUCCCUUCCCGGCUCGUUUCUCUUUCCACCUGUUGGAUAGCCUGGCAUUUUUUGGAGGACUAGAAGCUGCCCUGGGAGAGUUGGCCCCAUCAGACAUAGCUUUUCAGGAGCUGGUUACCCACUACUUCCUUCACUUUGCCAGAGAGGGCAAGAUGCCCAAAGAAUGGACAAAAUUCCCAGAAGGCACCGCUCUGUUGAACCAAAACUUCUCUGUGGCCCACAGCCCCUCAGCUGAGCACUGUAAACUGUGGGAAGAGAAUGGCUUCUUUUCUUACGCAUGGAUAAACUGAUGAUAUACGUUUCACAGCCAAAGUUUUGAAGUCCAGCUGCUUACCGUUAAACUCUUCAGGUAACACCGGCCUGGAUAAAUGAGAAUCUUCACAAACACCGCUUAAGUAUUUCUGAAGUGAUGGCGAAAGGAAAGGUUAACUGCAUAGCCUAAUCUCCCAAUUAAGUGCUGGUGUGUUGAAUGGAUGCAAAUGUUUGAGAUGAAAAUAAUCUUUCUAGUGUCUGAAAGUGAUCUUGUGUUUGAGAGUAUAGUGAAGUUUAUGGUGUGUUUCGAGAGUCAGGAAAUUAUGGAAAUGUUGGUCAAGUCAGCUGUUUGCACUUAGUAGGAAAUAUAAGGGAUGAUGACCAUUACAGAAUUAAUAUAUGAAGAGAUUGUAGCGAAGGUGUGUGAGGCUUUUUGCAUGUGAGGGAGCCUGUGCAAACAAAUUUUACGGAGCGCUUCUACUGUCAGGGAUUUUAUAUGGUAUUUCAUACACAGCUCUUUAAGGACCACUGAUUGGACAAGGUGUCCAACUUACUAAAGGGAUUAUCCUUUUUUUUAAAGUGUUUUUGUUUUGUAUAUUUUAGCAUGGCGAUGCCGUAUUUCCUGUGCACUUCAUAUUGCAGCCAAUGAGAGAAGAUUUUAAUAUGACCCGUUUUGAAACAGAAAUCAAAGCCUCAAGCUUCUGAUGUUUGCGCUUUCUCCUCUUCAUGCUGUAAACCACUGGUCAAGGAAAGUACGGUAACCUUCACUCUGCUUUAAUUAUUGUGAGGUAAUGAAAAGGCUUCAUUGAAGAAGAGAUGCAUGAAAGAGCUUGGAAUUAACCUUUAGGUCAGUCAAAUCAAAGCUCUUCUGGGUCUUUUCUAUUGUGUCUCCCUGAGCCAUGUCGAGGUCAAUGCAAGCUGUGCUCAUAUGUUGCACAUUGAGCUACAGCUCCACUACAAUGCCUUACUAAUUAUUUUCCCACCACUUUCAUGUUUUUGUAUUUUUAUAAUAAAGUGUCACGAUGCCUGUGUUGAUUGUUUUGACCUCACUUCUAAAUGUGUAAAUGCUUACUCAGGUUAUUGACAAAACACAUGAAAUUUUGUGGAGAAGGAUUUUUUUUAUUGACAAAUCUAUUCAUGUUGGUUUUGACAGCUUUACAAUAAAUACUUAAAAUGUUAAA
This is a messenger RNA of Engraulis encrasicolus (European anchovy), 3243 nucleotides long. Its product is annotated as para-nitrobenzyl esterase. NCBI's taxonomy places the organism in Eukaryota, Metazoa, Chordata, Actinopteri, Clupeiformes, Engraulidae. The transcript has 9 exons. The record is from RefSeq and is a predicted model, not a curated record. Bases 310 to 2100 code for a protein of 596 amino acids.